AUUCAUAUCCGCUCCUUUAUACCUUUACUCUUCUCUUUUGAACCCACACUUUAAUUUUUAAUUUUUUUUUCAUUCAAUCUUCUUUGCCGUCUCCGUAAACCCAACACCAUUUCGCCUUCCUUAAAUAUCAACAAAAUCUCCUGGGCAUUCCUUCAUUGAAGAAAACAAAUCUCCUUCAAGCUCUGCAAAAAUGGCGGCUGCUUUUGGAUUGAUGGGUGGCAUUUCCGGUCGCGGGUCGGGCUCCGUGUCCUCGGCCCGGUUGAGGAAUUCGGGGAAGAAGAUGGGAGGAAAUCAGAAGAUUUUCUGCGUUUCUUCCCUGUCGGAUCCUUAUACGACUCUCAGGCUUCGACCUGGGGCUUCUGAAUCUGAGGUCAAAAAGGCUUUCAGACAGCUUGCUCUUAAGUAUCAUCCAGACGUUUGCAGAGGAAAUAAUUGCGGCGUUCAAUUUCACCAAAUUUAUGAAGCCUAUGAUAAUAUUAUGAGCUAUUUGAAAGGAGAAACGGCGACGCCGGCGGCGGCGGCGGAGGAGUAUUACGAGGACGACGGUGAAGAGUGGGAAGAAUGGAUGGGAUAUGAGGCGGCGGGGGUGCGGGAUUGGUCCCAAGUUAACCCAUACUUCUGAAGAUCUCUGUAAAUCUUCAUCAUCUUCAUAGCAGAAGAAUGAUCAGAACCCACCAAUCUUCGUUUGAAGCUGUGAGAUUUGGUUGAGGUUUUGUGUAUAUAAGACUGGAAAUUCUAUUGUACAUACCCACCCCUUGAGUUUCUCCUGUAAUUAUUAUUUUCAUUAAUGAAAUAAGAAUUUGCAUUUCAAGUUUUUCAACAA
This is a messenger RNA of Ipomoea triloba (trilobed morning glory), 823 nucleotides long. RefSeq names its product chaperone protein dnaJ 8, chloroplastic-like. NCBI's taxonomy places the organism in Eukaryota, Viridiplantae, Streptophyta, Magnoliopsida, Solanales, Convolvulaceae. The transcript is spliced from 3 exons. The record is from RefSeq and is a predicted model, not a curated record. The coding region runs from base 191 to 622 and encodes 143 amino acids.